This is a messenger RNA of Salarias fasciatus (jewelled blenny), 736 nucleotides long. RefSeq lists its product as uncharacterized. The transcript is spliced from 7 exons. Lineage: Eukaryota; Metazoa; Chordata; Actinopteri; Blenniiformes; Blenniidae. The coding region runs from base 1 to 708 and encodes 235 amino acids. The record is from RefSeq and is a predicted model, not a curated record.
AUGAUCCGACUGCUCAUUGUUGCCACAUCUGUGGCCUUGGCUCUCGGAUAUUUUUCCCCGUAUCCCCCGUAUCCUCCGUAUCCUCUGUACCCUCCAUACCCUCCAUACCCUUACCCGUUCCCUUUCCCUCCCCCACCUCCCGGAUUAGAAUGCUGGACGCCCUGGCUCGACCGCGAUGACCCCGACAAAAAGGGAGACUGGGAGCUCCAUUCACAGUUCCUUGAAGAGAAGAGAUGUUUUGUUUGCCCCAAUCCGACUGACAUUGACGUCACCACUGUGAAGGGGAACAGCGUGGCUUCAACGGGGGAAGUCAUCUUCCAGAAAGACAGCAAAGGAUUUAUCUGCAGAAAUGAGGACCAGCCCGACGGCCGCUGCUGUGAUUACCGCGUUCGCUUUGCCUGCCAUGCUCCUUUCUGUGACAGAGGUAUUACAGUGUGCAACUGGACCAGGUUCUUCAGCCGAGACAACGCUUUUGCAAAGGGAGACUAUGAGCUGCUGAGCGACCUGCGGGUGGAUUUCCCCGGCGAAAUCUGCGACGACCCAGUGGCCAUUGAGGCUGUUACUGUCGACACACUGACCCCAGCCAUCCACACAGGAGACAACAUCCAUAUCUAUUGUCCCAGUAAGGGAUUUGUUUGCCGGGCGGAGGACCAGCCAUCCCACAGAUGUCAUAACUACAAAGUUCGCUUUGGAUGUCCGUGCCGCUGACGGGAUCAUCCUUCACAACAUCGCCAAU